CGCGCUGGCUCCGCGGCAGUGUCCGCCAGACUGCCGAGCGCGCCGGGCCUCCCGCUUCCCCGCGCCUCGCUCGGCCACGCCGCGUCCCGAACCUCCGACAAACACCCUCCACGAGUAGUUGCGGCCGUCGCGAGUGCAUUAUGACACUAGUGAGCUAGCGGGCCGCUGUGACAGUGUCCGAUCAUAUAUGUGUAUGUGUGCACGUGCUUGUGUGGUGUCUUAGGUUGGGCCCGUGACCGAAAUCGUUCGUGGUGGCCAGCGGAGCCCUACACCCGGGCUCGGGCCGAGCUUUCAUGGCUCAGCCUAGGUACGACGAGAGCCUCCACGGCGGAGGUUACAUGGAGGGGGGAGCGAUGUACCACGAGCACAGGCUGACCCAUCCCCACCUGGCUCCAGUGCACUACCCCCCGCCGGCAGCACCCGCUCACGCCCUCCCCGGGGAACCACUAGUCCACAAGAGAGACAAAGACGCUAUUUACGGGCAUCCCCUGUUCCCCCUGCUGGCUCUGAUCUUCGAAAAGUGUGAGCUAGCGACCUGUACCCCCCGAGACCCUGGCGUGGCGGGCGGAGACGUGUGCUCCUCGGAGUCUUUCAACGAAGACAUUGCGGUAUUCAGCAAACAGAUACGUCAAGAGAAACCGUAUUACAUAGCGGAUCCAGAGGUCGACUCAUUAAUGGUGCAAGCGAUACAAGUACUACGGUUUCACCUCUUAGAAUUAGAAAAAGUCCACGAGCUAUGCGACAACUUCUGUCACCGCUACAUCAGCUGUCUGAAGGGCAAGAUGCCCAUUGACCUGGUGAUCGACGAGCGGGAGACGGCCCGGCCGCCGGACGCGAACGGCGAGCCCCGGUCGGCGCCGGACAGCAGUCACGACGGCGCCUCCACCCCCGACGUCAGACCUCCUUCAUCAUCGCUGUCGUAUGGCGGCGCGGUGAACGAUGACGUGCGCUCCCCAGGGUCGGGGGGCACGCCGGGACCACUCAGUCAGCCCCCGCCGCAGACCCUCGACGCUACAGACCCAGAUGCGAUGGGCAAAUGGUGUCCAUCGCGGCGCGAGUGGUCCUCCCCACCCGACGUGGCGCGGCGGGUGUACUCCUCCGUGUUCUUGGGCAGCCCCGGUGAGUACCCAGGUGACGCGAGUAACGCCAGCAUCGGCUCCGGUGAGGGUACGGGCGAGGAAGACGAUGACACGAACGGUAAAAAGAACCAGAAGAAACGCGGAAUCUUCCCGAAGGUCGCCACAAAUAUCCUGAGAGCGUGGCUCUUCCAACAUUUAACGCAUCCGUACCCUUCUGAAGACCAAAAGAAACAAUUAGCACAGGACACAGGGUUAACAAUACUACAAGUAAAUAACUGGUGA
This is a messenger RNA of Bombyx mandarina (wild silkworm), 1361 nucleotides long. RefSeq names its product Meis homeobox homothorax (gene hth). Gene Ontology annotation, biological process: regulation of DNA-templated transcription. Gene Ontology annotation, molecular function: DNA binding. The record is from RefSeq and is a predicted model, not a curated record. NCBI's taxonomy places the organism in Eukaryota, Metazoa, Arthropoda, Insecta, Lepidoptera, Bombycidae.